Messenger RNA from Gasterosteus aculeatus aculeatus (three-spined stickleback), 1921 nucleotides. RefSeq names its product desumoylating isopeptidase 1a (gene desi1a). Gene Ontology annotation, biological process: protein modification by small protein removal. NCBI's taxonomy places the organism in Eukaryota, Metazoa, Chordata, Actinopteri, Perciformes, Gasterosteidae. The record is from RefSeq and is a predicted model, not a curated record. Gene Ontology annotation, molecular function: peptidase activity.
CGAUGACAUAAUUCAGAAAACCUCACUGUCAGUUGUGCCAGUUCGUUUCGUGGCAAGCGAAGAUAAAGAUACAUAAUAAUAAAACGGAUAUUUGUAGGUUUACACUAUGGAUAACAAUGUCACGCGAUACAAUGUCCAACUAUAUAUUUAUGAUUUAUCGAAAGGAAUGGCUCGCAACCUCAGCCCCAUCAUGUUAGGAAAGCAACUGGAUGGUAUAUGGCACACAGCCAUAGUGGCAUACGGAGAGGAGUUCUUCUUCGGAGGGGAGGGGAUCUCCAGCUGUCCGCCGGGUGGGACCAUGCUGGGCCCUCCAGACACUGUGGUAGAGCUGGGCGAGACAGAAGUGUCCGAGGAGAUCUUCAUGGAUUAUCUCUCUUCCCUGGGAGAAAACACAUACAGAGGUGACAGGUACCGUCUGUUUGAGCACAACUGCAACACCUUCACCAACGAGGUGGCUCAGUUCAUGACGGGCAGGUCCAUCCCGUCAUACAUCACCGACCUUCCAUCGGAAGUCCUCUCCACACCGUUUGGCCAGAUACUGCGACCCAUUCUGGACUCCAUCCACAUCGCCCCUCCAGGGGGUAACGUCAUCAACGGCGGAAGAAACAUGUAAUCUGAGCGAUCAGCCGGGUUACCGAAUGCUCACCAGGUCACUUUUAUAGUAGUCAGACAGUCAAACAAAUCAUCUUUCUUUAUUCUUGCUUUCUGUAAAUAAGCUACACACUAGCAUUAAAGCUAAGGGCCAUUUGUAAACUGAUAACUGACCAGAAAAUUCUAAAAAAAAACACUCCUUAAAACCAGGUUGGUGAGUUCUUUUCAUGAGGUUUGACUAUGCAUCAAAAUUCAAUAAACCACAAAGUACAAAACAUGUGUUUAGGUCCAGCAGCAUAGCCGUAUAUCAAAACGUGUACUUUCCAACAACAAAAGCUUAUUUUUAACAAUGUGGCCUUCUUAUAAAAACUCGAUGGAAAGUCCAAUUUCCAAUUAAGCUUUUUUGGAAGUGAAAUGUAAUGGAGUAUAUUUCGAUUUUUGGUACUGCCAUUUGGUUCAGCGAUUAUAUUUGGGCUGCGGGAUAUUACAUUUUCACUAUAAUUCACGCUAACAAUAUUAUUCUGUUAUCUACAGAACAUUAUAGAACUUCUACUGAAAACUAAAAUGAUAAUAAUGUAAAAUUUAACUUCAACCUUGCUCAUUGUUUGUGUACUUGUGUGUAAAGAGAUGGAAAGAGACUAUAAAUUUAAUUAUUAUUUAAGAGGUGCUGGAUUAAGACAAUAUCAUAUCUAUUGUUAUAUCAAUAUUUUAAAUUCUAAAUAUUAUGGUUAACUUUAAUGUAUGUCGCGACAACCCUAAUUUACAUUUCGCAAUAAUUUCUACUUUUACUUCUCAAUACAGGCAUAUUGCACUUUUUACACCACUGCUGUAUCUGAUGGCUGUAAUUUAGCCAACUACAACAUUAAAAUACCUCUUGCACAUUAGUGCAUUUAGCUUAUUCAUUGCUUCAGCUUUUGUACUUAGUCACAAGGCGCGGAUCCAUUUUGGUGUUGCAAUGUUUAUCUAAUAUAGAAUAGAUUUCUUUAUUUGAGUAACUUAUGAAGGAUUCUUUUCUUUUUUAAAUGAUUACCAAUACAUUAGGUUCCCCAAAAGGUUUCUGCAGUAAAACUCAUCUGCUGUUAACUACAAUGGAAUUAACCUGAGUGUGCACUUUUAGAUACGUUUUAACAUAUUUGAUGGAAGUUGAUGGAAAAUAAGAACGAGUUCUUAUGUUUGGAGUUUUUUCAUGUCAAUCAUAAUUCAAUUUUGCACCAAUGUUUUUUUGUUUUUUUAUUAUUUGCUAACCUGUAGUUAAAUUCCCAUCAAUGAUCCUUUUAUACCUGUAACAUUUGUCUUAACUGUUUCUGACAUUAUCAUCAUUGUCACAUAA